Malus domestica (apple) is the source of this 1079-nucleotide messenger RNA. RefSeq lists its product as uncharacterized. Lineage: Eukaryota; Viridiplantae; Streptophyta; Magnoliopsida; Rosales; Rosaceae. The record is from RefSeq and is a predicted model, not a curated record.
CAAAUGAUGGCGCCAAAAAUAUUUAGGAGAUCUGGCUCCCUCCCAUAACAUCAGAACUUAAAACCCUCGAAAAUAUUUAGCGCGAAAAUUAUGCCGCCCAAAAAUUCCCGCCACACCACCUUCUUUAUAACCCCCUUAUCAAAUCUGAAAAACUCCAAAUCCAUUAAUUAUAUCGCUUCUUCCUAUUGCCCCCCACCUGUUUGUCGAAAUUCUCGAACCAACGUUUCAGCCUUUUCAUUCAGCAGCCAUGGUGAUGAAGCUCAAAACAAUUAGCCCCGCCAAGUUCUUCGGAAACACCCUCCCCCGCCCCCGCUUCUACACCGAUGUCAAGUUCAACGACCACCGCGUCGACCCACCUGCCGACGUCCUCGACCCCUUUCUCUCGUGGGCCAACGAGGCCCACUGGACCAUGGGCGGUCUCAGCUUCAAGCGCCUCAGGCUCCAGGGCCGCAUCGAAGGCAGCGUCGGCAAACUCCGCGCGCAGAGGGAGAAGAUCGAGAAUGAGAAGCAAAAGCUUGCGAAAUCCGCAAAUGGGUCGGGUCGUAAUCAGCCCAACGGCAAGAGGGCUUCCUCCGAUUCGCCCCCUCCGGCUCCGAUCGUGACAAAACGCCGGAGGUUCUUGGAUGUGAUCAGUGAGAGCGAUGAGGAGGAACAGGAGGCAGAGGUUGUGAAGGGGAAGAGGCUUGUGAAGAAGCUGGUGGAUGAGUUUGAUAAGGUGGCUUUGGAGGCUGAUAGAGAUAACAGCGUGAGCCCCUCAAAGGGUUUGAGUGGCGGAUCGGAGGGAGCGUCCACAAGGAGGACUCGGAGCCGGAGAUCGGAGGAAGAGGAGGCAGCGGAGACCGUGUUGAAGGUGGCAGAGGAGGUGAAUAAGCUGAGUUUCAAGGACAAGAAAUUGAAGGGUAAAAGCAGCAAGGGGAAGGAGAACAAAGAGAAGGCCUCCGGUAUUGUAAAUGGCACUAGGACUUCGCCCAGAUUGGCAAAACGUAGCUGAAUGUUGAUGUAGUUUCUUUGCAUUUUCAGAUGUAUGAAGAAAAAUCUGCUUUAUAUAAAUAUUUAUUUAUUGGUGUUGAUUGCAGAAA